UCGUCGCAAUGAAAUAGUCAUGUCACUGGUGAUUCUUACGGGGAAAAUGGUGAGCAGCCUUGAAGGAGAGUUGUACAAACGUGAGCAAACUCAUAGGCCGGACCCGUUACGAGUCAAUGGCCCGGACGCUGGGUUUGUCUCAAAGUCCUUCGAACACGAUUUCUUUUAGCCUGUCGAUGAUAUUAUACAGCUGUGAAUCAACAGGCCGAUCUUCUCCCGUUAUAUGAUUUUUUUUUCGGCACCGAAAUUGAGGAAAAAUACGAGUGAUACGAUUUCUAUGGCUCGGGAGAAAUGAUUGGAGAAUUGAAACAGCAAUUGAUAUUUACUGGGGCAUAUGUAAAUUGUACCGCAGUAUUAAUAGUUUCUAAUUUUUUUUUAAUGGUUUCUCGGGGUUUAAUAGAGCGUUGCUGUUCCAUACGUGUGGUAUGACACAAUUUCAAUGUUCUAACUGUUUAAUUUCAUUCUGAACGGGUAUCAAUGAAUAUCGGGUAUUUCGAUCGUGCGUACAUUAGCGUAUCUAAUGCAACAUAUCAUCAGGUCCUGUGUGAAUGUGGCCUUUGAUGUGGAGUAUUGAAGGGGAUUAGAAAAAAUUUCUUUAGUUAUUUUUUAAGCCAUCCGGGGAAUUGGUGGUGAGGUAAUCGUUUAGCCACAGCGGGAUAAUCCGUUAUUAUUCCAAUUAUACCACCAAUUCUCACUGAUGAUUCAGUGAAGAUCGAACCUCCAAUUUUCAAGGCCCAUUUUCGAAUGAAUCACAAUGGAUUUUACAUCCUAUUCGUAAUAAAAAAAAUAUAAAAAAUAGUGGAGGAUGAAAAUGAUCGAGAUAAAUGGAAAUUUCAAUAUUCAAAUGAAUAGUCAUUUCUCGCUGGUGAUUUCCAUUUUUUAUUUUACGUUUUAGGAACUGUACAGCACAAAAGUCAGUAAUGAAUUCUGUAACGGUCGCUAUGGAGCGCGAAUAGCCAUUAAUUUUUAAUCUCGAUCAUAAUCUAGGAAUUAUUCAUUGACCGUCUUCUCAGGCUUUAUUAAAUACAGGUGUCCGAAUAGACCUGGUGGGUGCACUUUAACUGGAACAUUUCCUCGAGAAAACUCUUCGAGUGGAAAAAAAAAAAGAAACUAGAUAAGGGAUUAACAAAUUUUAGUGAUAAAUGCAGUCAAUUCUAUCGAAGGUAUGAGAUACAACGAGAGGGAUAUUGCAGACCUUUCACUCACGAUUUGAUUGUAAUCUCCGUAUGUAUCAGGGCUGGGGGAUUGAAAAUGGUUCUCAUACGAUUGAAUUCCUCGAGCAUAACAAGGAUUAGGUAAUGAUCGGAAGAGUUUUUCACAGCGAGACAUUUUUAUCCUGUUUCUCGCCUUUAGAAGGGGCAACAAUUACACUGUUAAUAUUCUCGAGGUUUCUUAUUGUCGUUUUUUAUAGUGUAAAGGCCAUGAAAUUAUUUUGACUUUUGAUCUUGAGUAAGUUCACCAGUUGUGAUGAUAUAUCGUCAACAAAGUGACUCCGGAAAUUUUGUAAUUUUCACAUUACGAAAGAUUCGAAAAACGAGUGGAUAACAAGGGGAUAAAUUUUGAAAAUUUCAAUCUGUCAUUUUUCGAGUUUUUAAAUUUGUCAAAAUGCUCUGCAGUAAAUAUUGUCCUCCCAAAUGAUUCAUUUCCUUGAUUCGUGUUGUUUGAACGGGUUCCUGGAGAUCGGGUGAAUAACUCUGUCGUCCCAGUUAUUAGACAUUUUAAUAUCGAGAAAAAUUGUAAAAAAUCACUUGAUCUUCACUGCCGAAGGGCAAAGAUCCCGAAACACCCAGCCAUUACAUCCCAAUUUUAUCAAUUUAAUUUCUGUCCAUAAUCAUGUAGACUAAUUAAUUGUACAUGCCUAGAAUCCGUUAAUCACUCAUUUACCAGUCUUGAGUAAGAUACGGAACACUUGUUAACCGGGCCACAAUCAUUCCUUACUAUGGCUCAUGCUGUUGGUCUAUUACCACAAUCAGCGCAUUUCAUGUUUGUAUACAUAUAUUGCCACCGGACGGUGAUAAUGAUGGGCACUUUGGCUUGAAUAAAUCUUGGGUUUGUUAAUAUCACCGAUGGGUAUUCACGUACAUUCUGGGCUAUCUCUUGCCUCAGCGAUCUCUCUCCACACUCAUUAAUCCCCCACCAAUCGAUCAUUACGAGAAUCUCAGAGGUGAAUGAGGAAGGCGUCGUGUAGAUGGUGUCAAUGCCAAGAUGUCUCUUAAUAUUUUUUUAAUAAUAUACGUUAAAAGACGAGGGGAUAUUUUAUAUUAUUCAUUUGACAAAGACAAAGACCAGGGGAUAAUUCUGCUGUUUUUUAUUUGAGGAAUUCAACUUUCCUGUUGGUAGUUUGUCUCCAUCAAGAGUUUCUCACAGUUUCUAGGGCCCCUCCUCUCGCCAUUAUGACACUUUUUCCUUUCCUGCUGCAUUUAUGGGACUCAUUCGACGCCGGAGAACUGGACCAGAGGCUUUCAUUCAUAAUAUUUCAACGAGCCAAGAGAGUCAUUGUCAAAUAUUUAAAAAAACUAAUAUUUGAACGAAUAAAACCACGAGAUUCCUCCUGCCUCAUGCAUAGUUAUUACACAGGUGAUUGUCAUAAUGCUCAAUCCAUCAUUGCAAGAUGUUUUUAUGUGGACAUCACCCAUUGCCCAAUACGAUUAACCAGAGAUCUUGCGAUUCCAAUGAGCCACGCACCGAGUUGCUGAGGAAUUUCUUGGCCUUUCACUUUCAUUCUGGUGGAUUUUUUUACAGGGGCUGCAUUAUCCUUUUAAUUUUUCCGAGGGAUCCAGUCAUUAUUUGCGAGAACAUAUCCCCCUACCAGGGAGAGCCCCCUGCUGUGGACGGGAAAUUUUUUUGGGCUGGAGGCUUUCGAUUGAUUCUGGAAAUUAAUGAAUCGUCGAUCAUCUUCGGGGAUUUCUUAUGAAAUUCAUCGUCAAUCAUUUUUAUUUCAUCUCUCAUUGUUUAUCGUCGGUCUGUUGUAAUGCCGUAAAACCUGUCUCGUUCAUAGUGAAUACCAAUUAUUCAAUCCACGCGCAUAAUCAUGAUUCAUUGCUCCAUUAUGAGUCAGUAAAGUGCUGGCAUGUUGACAGUGCAGGUGAAAGCCGGGGGAGUCGAUCAAACAAUGGAGUGUCAAUAGCGUGUUUUAAAUUUUGGUGUUUUUUUGUUUUACGAUACAAAGGGAAGUUAUUGGUGGAGACUUAACAUGGAAAACGUUUUCCAUUGGAAUUUUUUAUUGAGUUUACGUGGCAUCCUCCUCGUCCCCUUCUCCUCGUCAGGUGCAUUUCACCGCUAGGCAUAAUACGAUAGAUCCUUCCGUCUUGAUCGCUGCAAGUAGACCGGACACGCGGGUCAGUCGGACAUUCGUACCCCGGAUAAUUUCACACUAAUUUAAAUUUCGAGGAACCGAGAGACGUCUAAUUAAAUUGUCAAGGAUCCUAGCACUGUCAGCAAGGAGACGAGACCAUUUUACAGCUAAUCCGGACCCGGAGUCUUCUUGGGAGAUGACUGGAAAGCCUUGAGCCUCGAUAGAAAAAAAAAAAUCUCCCACGUCUUAACGGAUUUUCGGCGCAUCACUCUCACCAAUUACGCGACCUCUCCCGACAGCAUUUGUCCUCAAUAAUAUUUGUUAUUUAGGAUCCAAUUAACGUCGAGCGGUGCCGCGGUAUUAAAAUACUCCGAGAAAUCUGGGGAUUAAAUUUCUGGAGAUGAGCGCUCUUACCUCGUCUAGAGUGAACGUAAGAAAUUGUUGGAAUGGUCACAGAUGAUGAAAUGAAUGGUGAAUCGCAUUGGUCGGGCAAUUACCGAAGGACCCUCCGACGGAAGUCAAGAAGUCAGCCCGGAAAUGAGAGCUCCGCUCGUGUUCCUUCAGGGGAAUGAUGUAGGCUAGUGAAUUCCUUCGGUCUGAGGUAUUUUAUGUUGCAGCGUCGUAUCGUGUGCAACGGGGGAGGAAAUUCUGCACUUUGUACAUAUCUCAAGGACGAAAAAUGUGGAGUAAAAAACGAUCCACCUCCGAUGGGUAGUCUCUCGUCGCGUAGGUGCAUUCACCCCUCUGUAUGCACCGAUACAAGAUACAAGCCAGGCGGUAUACAACGAAUCGUACGGGGAGUCUGCUGCGUGCACUUAUCCAGGAAUGUUACCGAUGCGAUGCCCGGUUA
This is a messenger RNA of Diachasmimorpha longicaudata, 4145 nucleotides long. RefSeq lists its product as uncharacterized. The record is from RefSeq and is a predicted model, not a curated record. The transcript is spliced from 6 exons. The coding region runs from base 2394 to 2696 and encodes 100 amino acids. Lineage: Eukaryota; Metazoa; Arthropoda; Insecta; Hymenoptera; Braconidae.